AUGGCAUAUAUGCAUCACAAAGAAACCCAAAUUGCUUCUAAACACCCCGAUCCGGCUAUCUCGAUGCCCUUCCUACUCCUUUUCAUCGUUGUCGCGACCUUCUUCAUCUGGUGCUGCUGUGUCGGCGCCUGGCUGGCACGCCUGUGGUACUACGAUGGGCAACUCCACCGCAAGUUUCUCAAGUACGAUAUACAACCUCAGUACAUCCGCGAGCGCCUUGUCCGCGAGGAAGAGAAGAAACCACGCCAAAGUCAGAAAGUUGUAGACGUCCCACGCUGGCACCGCGACGUCACUACGUUGAGCUUCGAGAGGGUGCAGGAGUUCGACAGUUCGAGCUUGAGACACCGAAUCUUUGAGAGCAAGCGCAUCUCAAGGCUUCCAGCAUUUGAGCAAGACGAUGGUGGCGAUGGGAGUGGAUUUCCCGAUAUGCCUGUGGAUAUGACGGCUGACGAAUAUAACGAACAACACUUCCCUAGGCGUUAUAACUUUCGCGAUCUUGGCCUCAGUGGGCUGGCUCAAGAUGAUUGGCUGACAUACUACCAUGAUGAGCAGAUUACAGCGCGCGACCAUUUACUAGAAGUUCGCCGCGAAGAUUGUAUUCAGAUGCGUCCCGGUAGAGAGGCUGAAGACGCAUGCGGAGAGCUAUGGCAGGAGGUCGCAAAGUUCUUGUCAACAAAAUAUCCAAUGCGUUUCUGGGAACAGAAAGAGAACGCAGAGAGAAAGCUAUACGAUGAUGACACACGUGAGAGCUACCCGCUGGGCGGACCGUUUGGGUGGCUUACACUGGACACCAUGGCGCGACUUGUCCGCGAGGACUUCUGCAUUUUCAGCAAAAGCCCUUUCUCGGCUCAGUUCACCUUACUGGCAGGCACGACAUGUUUUCCAUCUGGAUGGCGUCUCAGAGCCCGAGUCGGCCAUUCCAUCGAGAGCCAGCAAGAGACCAUUCUACCCUGGGAGAAACUUCCGGAGAUUCUCACCUACAUUGAUGAGCUUCGUAAUAGACCGCUCUACAAGCGUCACGUCGCAUUUAUCCAGACGGUUCGCCCGUCCGAAUCCGAUUAUACGAAGAAGUACUUCAUCCAGGAAAGUAAAGACUUCUUCUCUGGCGACAUCAGCUUCCUUCAGGCAGAAAGUUUACACGCGCGUAUUGAACAACAAAUGUUUAGAAAGCUGCCAAAGUCGGGCGCUGUUGUGUUGACGACAAGAGUGCAAAUCGAACCGUUAGUGCGUAUGGAGGAAAGGAAGUUGAGGCAUCUGGCGAAGGAAAUCAGGAGCUGGCCGGCUCAUAUUGCGAGACUAAAGGGUCGGGACCUUUGGGGAAGAGCCGUGCUUGGUUUCAUUGAGCAAUUUCCCAUGGCGCACGACGAUGCGUCGGUUAUGGAUGCGGGCGAGAUGACGGAGCCUGGUGAUGAUAUUGACAGAACGUCGUUCACUGAGAUCCCAUGA
Didymosphaeria variabile is the source of this 1446-nucleotide messenger RNA. RefSeq lists its product as uncharacterized. Bases 1 to 1446 code for a protein of 481 amino acids. The record is from RefSeq and is a predicted model, not a curated record. NCBI's taxonomy places the organism in Eukaryota, Fungi, Ascomycota, Dothideomycetes, Pleosporales, Didymosphaeriaceae. The transcript is spliced from 4 exons.